CUCUCCAGCAGGAGGGCGUUCCGCUGAACAACACACAAAUACAGUGUGCUGAAUUAUGCCGGCGUUCGUGCUUCAUAUUUAGAUGCUGUCAAAGCCUCGGUGUUUAUCUCAAGAGUUAGUUCAAGUCCCGGAUCCGGCCUUCCUUCAUGUUAGCCCUCCUGGUGCUAUCACUGCCGGGGGAAAGGCGACGGAGGAGGCCAGGCUCGAAGACAUGGAGGCGAAGCGUCUUUGCAGAGGGAGUGAGCUGUAGGACGUGGUGAUUUCUCCGGGGGUGUUGGCACUCCUAGAAUGGACCCUGCUCACAUCGGAGGGGAUAUGUCACCUUUGUAUGUGCCAAGAAAGAGGAAAUCUAUCCAGUCACAACCUAAAAGUGGAGUGCCAUGUCCAGUUGUUCAGCGAAUACCAGAGAGAACCUGUGAAUUAAACUCCGUUGGAUAUCCCAAGAAUGACGAGUCUGAAGCCCAGGAUGCUCUAAAGAUGAAGAGAACGUACGGCAGAAAAAGGUACGAGGACCUCCAGAGUGUUCCCAUAGGAACUGUAGAUUACCCAACCACCAGCUGCUCAGUGAUGUCAUCAGGUGGCCUGGCCAAUGGGGCGGACCCAGGGUCCAUGGCUCCGCCCUCUGCCAGGCUGCCUCCAAGACUGGUGGCGAAGGACGUGUGGCCCCAAGGCCCCGACACCAGCAGGGAGCCUCAGGACCACAGCUGGAACUCCAGCAGGGACAGAGGCCCCGACGCCUGGGCCCCGGGUAGAGACAGACCGCAAGAGCAGGUCUGGAACUCCGGCAGGGACCGAGCGGGACACUCCAGUCAAGACCAGACGUGGAUUCCAGGCAGGGACAGGGCUCAUACCGGACCGGACCAGGCGUGGAUGACGGGUCGGGACCGAGGUCCGGAGCAGGGCUGGGCAGCAGGCAGAGAUAGAGGCCAGGAUCAGGCCUGGAAUGCAGGCAGGGAUCCGGGAAGAGACAGGGCCUCCUCUGGGCCGGAGCAGACGUGGGGGACUGGCAGAAGCCAAGACCAAGGUUGGAGCAACACGAACAGAGACAGAGAGCAUGUCUGGAGACCUGACUUGAACAUGAAGAAAGUCCAGAGAGUGGAAAUGGAGCGGAGCCCACCUGUUAAUAACUUCCCACAGCCACCAGAGGGCAGAGACUCUUGUUCAGAUGCAGCCAGUGUUGGAGAGGCGUCGACAGCCCAACCCAGCGAGGACCAGAAACCCCCCAUCCUCUCCACCAAGAAGGAGCCUCCUACCUACCCUCCAGGAAGUCAAGAGGAGCGUUGGCAGCUCCAGAUUGUGGCCAAAGGCAGAGUCACCUGUCCCAAGUGUAAAAGUGUGAGCAGGAAGACUGUGGAGGGGCUGAAGAAGCACAUGGAGAACUGCAGACUGCAACCCUUUACCUGUCAGCACUGUGGAAAACAGCUGAAGUCUUCAACAGGGAUGAAGUAUCACAUCAUGGCUGACCACAGCCAUCUGCCCUCAGCAGAAGAUGCCAAGGACCUGGAUGAUCGUGCCAUUAAAGACAAGCUGCGCAAAAUCCUGAAGAGACUCGGCAAAUUAAAAUGCUCUAAAGAGGGCUGUAACGCUGCCUUCACCAGUAUCAUGGGCUACGUGUACCACAUGAAGAAGUGUGGGAAGGAGGAGUCUGAGCUGGAGAAGAUGCUGCUGAACUGCUCUCACUGCGGGAAAACCUACAAGUCCAAGGCGGGUCUGGAGUACCACCUGAAAUCAGAGCAUGCUCCUACGCCCCAGAAGAGUGAAGAAGAUGAGGCACUGAAGGCCCACAGGGAGGCCAACCCGGAGAGGACAGCCAGCGGCAGGGUGCAGCGAGCAUCAGCCCAGGUGGCAAACUUCCACCUGGCUGAGAUCGCCAACAACGAGCUGCCCAAAGACUGGCCCAAGAGGAAGUUCCAGUCAGACCUAGUGCCAGAUGACAAAAAGUUAAAAUACGCCCGACCAGGCCUCCCUGCCUUCAGCCAAGAGGUGCUGCGGAAGUGGAAGAAUGAGGUGAAGCUGCAGAGGAAAGUUCAAUGUCCCAACCAGGGUUGUGGCUCCACCUACACCAGUGUGUCUGGACUGAAAGCUCAUCUGGGACUCUGCACGAGGGGCGACUUUGAGGCUGGGAAAUACAGAUGUCUGAUCUGCAACAAAGAGUUUAACUCUGAGAGUGGAGUGAAAUACCACAUCAACUCUGUCCAUUCACAGGACUGGUUUGUGACAAACAAAAAAGCCUCCAAGAAGUUUGAGAAGUUCCUCAAAAGCCAGCCCAAGGAGUUUGCCCACAAUGCAGACAAGCAGAUCGUGGAUCACUACUACCAUCACCAUCACCUCCAGCAUCAUCAGCACCACCACCACCAUCAGCAACAGCAGCAUCAGAUCCAGCACCAACCCAUGCAGCAGCCUCUGCAGCCGCUGCACCACCUCCAGCAUCAAACCCAGCUCCUCCACCCAGAGCACCAGAACCUCCCCCCACAGGUGGACACCCAGCUCCAGCCGCAGAUGCUCCACUACACCCCUUUAGAGCCUCCCCCCGGACCGAUGUGGGUGGACAUGGACCGGGGAGGAGCCGUGCCGGAAACAGAGCAGGCUCCGGUGGAGAUGGAAAUGGCGGAUGUUGCCAAAUGUGCAGAGGACAACGACGGGAUAGCGGAGGGGAAAAGGAGAGAGAAGGGGGAGAGAGGAGGAGAGAGGGGGAAGGCAGAUGGGAAGCGGAAGGAUUGCUUUGCUUUCAGUGGCGGCGGCAGCGGUGGCGGCAGUGGAGGCAGCAGCAGCAGUAGCAGUAGCAGCAGUAAUACCGGCAGCUCGUCCAGCGAAUCGGAGGUGGAGCAGCAGGACAGGCAGAGACAGAUUGACCAGUGGAAUCUGAAACGGCCUGGCAGCAUGGAGCCCCACCCUGAGGCUGGGAAGGGACAGAGGAACACUUAAACACACAACUAAAAGUCACACUUAACACUCGUAACGCAUCAGAGCUGAUUUUAACAGAGGUAGAAAAAGAUACCACCGAGUAUCUAUCCCUACGUUACUAACUGUGACGUAGAAGAAAACAAACCUGCGUUUUUAACAAGACAAACAGGUGAGGAGGCAGCUGACGACAGAGCUACAAGAAUCCUUCAAAAGAACCUCACAGAGUCAGCGUGGAUAUGAGAUGAGACACAGUUGUGGUGUAGGUUUCUCUGUCUUGAGAUGGUUGUCACUGUAUAGCCAAUGUAGUAUACUGUUAACUGUGUGUUUAUCUGUAACAGAUUCUUUUCAACUUUAAAUGUGUCUUAUUCUUUUAAAAAAAAAGUUUGAUAAACCCUUCCUGUCUUUCAUGUUUACCUUAAAAGGAAAUAGUUACUUUAACCUUAAGAGAGGCUGCUACAGUAGAGUAUUUUAUUAGACUUGUCUAGUCGCUCUCUCUCUCUCUCUCUGAAAAGAUUUUGUGCCUCUUAAGUAUGAUCUGUAUAACUUCAUACUACUCAUCAUCACUUUUAUUUACAACUGAUUGGCUUUUUUUUUUUUUUUUUUUUGGACUAUACAAUGGUGGAAGUGUCACUUUAUGGUAAAAUUAGAGAGAGAAAGGAUUCCCCCUCUACCCCAAUUCCUCCUGUACCAUGUGUCUUGACAUUGAAUGCAACUUGAUUCAUGGCUGGCAUCACGUUGCCAUCCUUGAGGCAAGUCCGCUGGCAGCUUGAUGUAACCUUUUGUGCAGUGUGUGUGCAGGUUUAAUGUGGAAACAGACAACUUUUCAGAGUCACCAUCCUAGGGUUUCCAAGGGGUAUUAUUGUUGCCGUAGCUGCUGCAAAGACAACCGGAUUGCUUUCCUGGCAACUACCACAGUUUUCAGUUACUUUACAAUUUCCACUUCUGGGAAUAGUGACUGCAAAGACCUUACAUUGAUACUCUUUAGUAACUGGAGUUAGCUCCUGAUAGCUACCUUGCAAAACAAAAGCGAUUUCCUCGUCCUGUUUUCGUUCUGCAAUCCGACGCACUUCAUUUGUGCUGUAAAUCGAGUCUUUGCUUUCCCAGAUCAUACCCAGUGACAGAAUUGCAUAGUUCACGUUAGUGCUUCUUCAGAAGCUCCGAUAACAUCUCUAACGUUAUUUACCUUUCAUUAUUAUCAUGGUAUAGCUCUGUUCCUUGUGGGCAAGGAUGUGGAAGCGGGAGUAGCCUGAAUAGUGUUGUGUGGCUCAGUCCGCUUUGUUUGUUUCCCCACGUACAGAGCCAGGAUUGUUUUCAGUGCACACACACAGCAGACAGCUAGCAGAGUGUAAGAAGAUAUUCACUGACCAGAAUGUAUUGGAAUAAAAUCACAUACUGGACCUUUAAAGCAAAAACUUGUCUGUUUCCACUUUAAACUGGAACAUAUGAAGCAAAUCCAUGGCAAGGAGUUAAAGCCUCUUUAUUACAUGUUAAAGUAAUAGUUCAACAUUUUGGGGAACACAUGACUCUUGUUAAGCACAGAACAACAGCUAAACACCUCCACCUACAAUGUCUCCAGUUAAAGCACAGCAUACCUCACUGUGAUGACAAGACUCCAGGAAGUCACAGCAUCCAGCUACGAAUGAGAUACACUCUGUUUAUUGGAGAGUAUUUUUUUAAGUCUUCACACUAAGCUAAGCUAAGCUAAGCUAAGCUAAGCUCACUGCCUCCAGGUUAUGGCUCUAUAAGUAAAGCAGACAUAAAUCUGAUGAAGAAAGCCAAUCGGAUUAUUUCCCCAAAUGCUGGACUAUUCCUUUAAAAGCAGCGUCAGCCAGCUCACGUCAGCCUACCUCACGAUAUUGUGCUUGUAAUACUCUCAACACCCAGUUUCCAAAGAAACCGAAAACAACAAAAUAAGUUCAGAAAAAAAAUCUAAAUGCUUCAUGUGAUCACUUACGGUUUAAAAUUGACUCCAGUAGUGUGUGAAGCCAGUCUCUGUAGUUGUUCAGAUGUGUUCCUGUGAUCUCUUAAAAGAUGUCAAGAUGUGGGAAUCUUUGCAGUAAUCGAUUUUGGUUAACAAAACUCAAAGUCCACUUAAUAGCUUUUUCUAAAACGUUUAGUUGCAUCUUUUAAUUUUCCUCAGUGAAUGAAGCUCCGUUUUCAUCACACGAUCGAAGCAUGAUGACUAUAGAGCAGUCUACAUCUGCCGAAGAACACCACAAGAUGUGUUUGAAAGCUCUGGGAAGAGCUAGUAAGUGGACCUUUAAUUUUUAAUUUAUUUUAUUUUAUUUUAUUUUUAUUUAUUUUUUUUUAGGUCAAACUGCUUUCACUAUGUUAAGAUGAAACUUUUACACAUUUAAAAUUGCUUUUAAACAUUCCACGCAGGAGUUUUAUCAGCAGGGAAACAAAGUAAAGCACAUAAAUAUGAUUGGUUCUUCUAAUGACUGAUCACAUAACAACAGCCAAUCAAUGUGACUGCCAACAUGUUAAUGGGCUGCUGGUGACUCUAAAUUAAGGAAAGCUAACAUACCAAGCAUUUAAUAUGAAGGGUGGCUGUUUUUUCUUUUCUGUUCAUUCUUCACAGACAGACCUGUUUUCGUCCGUCUCACAGAAUAUUUAACCGAUAGCAUGUAGCCUAAUGUUUAUGUACUCGGCAUUUUGUAUCUGCUAUAGUGACGUAUGGUUAUGGAUGGUUGUCAGUCAUUUGUUUGUGAUGUUUUAACACUAUUUUUUUUCCACAACUUUAUAGCAUUUAUGAAUGUAUUUGGUUAUUGGUUUCCCCUCUGUUGUGCACUUCCGUUAGGUUUUCUUCUAAAAGCAAAGGAUAAUUAAUUUACCAUUUGCGUUCAUUUGAAACCAGAAACAAAGAGGAGUUUCCUUUAAUCUGUUAAUCUGUCUUAAACAAACUAUGUAAAAAUUAUUCUGUUAAAAAUAUUUACCGUACCUGAUUCUGUUGAAAGUGCUUUACUCUUCAUUGCCCUCCAUCAGAUGCCUUUCGAAAGAGUUUAAAAUAGAAAACCUCCUACAUGGGAAGUAUUUCAAUAAGCAUGACUUUAACAUUGAUGUCAAGCAGUGCAGUCAUCUCUUUAUGAACACUCGCUUACUGUGCUCAGUCAUUUCACUCAGUGCUUAGUGAUGAGAAUGUUCUUUAUUUGGAGUCCAAGCAUCAGUGGGGUUAGAACCCUAACUUACUUGUUCUGGCUUUAUGGCGUUAUUUUUUUCAAGAUAGAAGUGGUUAUGCAGGUGUUCAAUGGUGUAAAAGCCAAAUUUUCAUGGGAGCUUAGUUGACCAACAGACGCGUUAUAGUACCCAUUAAAGCCGUUUUCAGCCAUUCUUUUGGUUCCUGAUUGCCUCAGGUCAAUGGGCUUGUUCUGAAUUUUGUUGGUGCUUGGACUCCUGUAUAGUUGCUUGCAAAUCUAGUUUAUAUUUUAUUUUUACUUUAACCGUUUAUUUCACCAGGAUGGACGCUCUCACUGCCACUGCUACUGUUACACAGUGGUCAAAAAGUACUCCGAUCUUUUACUUAAGUAAAAGUAGCAAUACCAUGGUGUGGAAAUACUUUUUUACAAGUCAUACUUACAUUAGUUAUAUUUGCCGAAACUGUUAUUAUGUCCUGACAGUAGUACGUGAGACAGAUAAUCUGUUAAAGAAAUCAGAUACCUCCCAGUGCUCCUAAUGGCAUUUGCAAGAAUCAUGAAGUAAAACAACCAAUCAGAGCCAGGAAGAGUCUCAAACACAGUGUUAAUAACUGCUCAUGCGCAUGUUGUGCCCGAGAUAAAACGAGAGUAAACAUCAGUGUUGCUUUUCUGAGAUGGACAGAGCUACGAGACCUAAAAGGAUUUAACUGCCGGCUUUAGCGAUUUCUUUUUAGUUAGCCUUUUGUCAUUUGUCUUGUUCUUUUUACAUGUCUUUUUCUUGUACAUCAGUUUAGAAUCCUUUUAGGUCCUGAAGCUCUCCUCAUCUCAGAAAAGCCAGUCUGAUGUUUACUGUUUGUUUUUUUAUUUUUUUUUAAUCUCGAGCACAGCGUGUGCAAGAGCAGUGACUGACACUGUGUUAGAGUCCUCCUGCCUCCGAUUGGUUGUUUACAUUCAGGUGCGGUGGAUUCUUGCAAAUGUCAUUAGGAGCACUAGGAGGAGCCAGAGGAACCGGAAUUUUUCACAGAUUAAUUAUUUAAUGUACUACUGUCAGGAUAUACUGACAGUUUAAGCAAAUACAACAAAAAGUUACUUUUAUAGUUACUUGCUGUAGCUUUAAGUAAAAGUAUGAAAGUAUUAGCAUCAAAAUAUACUUAUACACGCCAAAAGGACUCAUGAUGCACACUGGCAAAAUAACAUAUGAUAACAUUUGGUUAUGAUUAGUAAUGCAUUAAGUACUUUUACGUUGUCAGGUGGUAAAAGUUGGGCACAUUUAAAGACCUGCUAGCUAAGCUAACUAAGCUAGCUAAGUCUUAUGUUAACCUACAAUAAUACAUCAUAUUAUUUGAUUAUAUUUUGUAUUAUUAAUCUGACAUUUAAAGUUACUUGUAACUAUAGUUAUCAAAUGAAAGUAGUGAAGUGUAUGCAUAAAGUAGCAGAAAAUGAAAUACACAAGUAAAUUUCAAGUACCUCAAAGUCUACUUGAGUACAGUACUGGAGAAAAUGUACUUAGGUAUUAUCCACCACUGCUGUCCCGUUACUUUUGUCUCUAUCUUUGGUGCUAACAAGUUAUUACAUCAUUCCCUCAUGCUAAAUAUCCAGUACUUCUUAAUAAUAAGUGUCAGUCAGUUGUUUCCAGUCUUAAUGGCUUGCGACCCCUUGGAAUUAAGCAAUAUCUACUUGCAACCCAUUGUCAGUGGUCAUGAGUUAUAACCAAGUCAAAUAGUUCCUGUUGAUUAUUGUCUCAAAACGUACUCAAUCGAAAGUGUAAAAGCUUUUGGAAGCUGGCUUGAAGUUUCCUUGCUGUUGAAAUACUUCCCAUGUCCACUUAACGCUUGUGACCAAAUCUUUAUCACCGUGCAUGCACUUUGAACUGUUUGAUGGCACAAGGGAAAGUAUCGCUCAGCAUUAAGAGACUUUACCAAUCGUCUGUUUUAUCAUUGAAAAAAAAGGUUCAAUAUUUGAGUGGCAUUUUGCUCAAAAUCAUAACAGUAAUUCAAUACGUGAAACGUCAUAUUUUUAUGUGUUCACAGUCAUUCGCACCUUGUGUCUUCCUGCUGUUAGUUUAUUUACAGUAGCAUCUCUUCAUCUUAAUGCUGGAGCACCGUUCUGUAAUCCAGAUUUAGUCAAAAACAGAAAGCCUGUGUUGUUAUCAUUUUUGUAUCUUAGUGCCAACAGAGGAGUCGUCACCAACUGUAGGCAAUAGAACCAAAACAGCAACAUUAUCUAACUGAAUUUUAUCAAUGCUGACCAGUUUUCACAGUAGAGAGGACGAAUGAGAGGCAUUAAAAACAUUUCCAAACACUGGGGUCUGACUUUUGAAAGUAGUGUUAUUAACCAUGCUGUAAAGGGGCUUUGUGAUUUGAUGAAGAAUGACAAUAAUGUUGCGAUGUCUUGUGCCCCGAUCGUUACCCUCCAUUGAGAAAAUAUACAGUAUAUACAACGUAGGCCAGAUUUGAAUAAAGGUUCAGUUAGUAGUCUUGUAUCAUUUGUAAAAACUCAAAGAAAGCACUUAAUUUUUUUCCAUUUUGUGAGACAUAAUUUAUAUUCAAGUGAACCUAGUUACUUUCUCAGCCAGUGUUACUUUACAAAUCUGUACAUUUAAUAUGUUAUUACUUGUUUUUUAGAAGUUACGUGCUGCUAUUUCAUAAUACCAGCAGUGUUAUAACCACAGAUGAUUAAAAGUUUAA
Molecule: messenger RNA, 8725 nt
Organism: Epinephelus fuscoguttatus (brown-marbled grouper)
Lineage: Eukaryota; Metazoa; Chordata; Actinopteri; Perciformes; Serranidae
Gene: znf512
Product: zinc finger protein 512
Exons: 16
Coding region: 289-2925 (878 amino acids)
Molecular function (GO): zinc ion binding
Source: RefSeq, a predicted model, not a curated record